AUGCCCUUUGUGCAGACAAAGCCCGGCCAGUACGACCGGCCCUUAGAUGACCUGGAAAUCUUCCAUCGAACCAUCGGCGCCACGGGCGCCCGUUUUCACAGACAACAAUAUUUCAUCAUCGGUGCUUUGAAGCUUCGAAACACGCCCUCGAUCCCCGAUUUGCAACAAGCGUGGACGGCUCUACGACACCUCCAUCCACAACUCGCAACCGUUGUCGACGAGACCGGUACGCUCUGCAGAUAUACCGUGCCUACUCCCGAAGCCGUGAACCAAUGGCUCGAGGAGACGUUCAUCGUCCACCCAGAAGCAGAAUACAAUGCGCCUUCGGCGGAGAGAUUGGCUCUUAGUCUUCCUCCAUCUCCGUUUUUCAAACUCCAUUGGGUCCCGGCCUCGCGAGAGCUGCUGUUCCGGACCCCGCAUUGGCGCACCGAUGGAGCAGGGUUGAUGAUGCUGCAAGACGCUUUUCUGAGACUGCUGUCUGCUCCAGCUCAAGAAAUUGUCUUCGAUGGAUCUGAAAUCUCGCGCCUUCCGCCGGCAAUGAAUGAUUUACUUUUCCCUGGCUUUCAGGCCACCGAAGCGACCCAAAGGGCGUUUGAUGCCGAGUGGCAAGCGACUCUUACUGAUCCCAGCCUGGAGCCACUGAGUUGGGUCAAACACGCGUUGCCGGGUACUACCAUCCCCGGAUCGACCGUUCGAGUCAGCCACAGAUUCUCGAAAGAGGAGACGACGCAGAUUAUCACGGAGAGCAAGAAACGCGGAAUCACCGUGACGAAUGCGGUGGCGAGUGCGUUUCUGGUGACCGCCGCCCAUCAUUCGACCCCCGCCGAUGGCCGCUUGGUGCUCUUGCACCCGUUCAAUUUACGGAGAUAUCUCCCGGCUCCCUGGAAUGGCACGGCUGGUGCCGGUGCGGCGUACCAUACUGGUAGACUGCAGAGUUUCAACAUACAAGAUGGGAGGGAUUACGAGUCGGCGUGUCGGGCCGUGACGGACUUCUAUCGUCGGGGCAUUGACGAUGCUUUCGGCUUUAUGCCGUUGCUUAUCCAGGGUCUGACUUCGUUGGUGGACACGCCCGCGGAAGUGGUCAAUGCCGGGAAUGGGUCGGCGUCUGUCGAUCUGAGCCAGCUGGGCCGUGUUGAUGAUCUCCUGCAGCCUCGUUACGAAGGGUCACGGUAUACGUUGGAGAUUGAGGAUUGGUGGGCCGGGGUGGACUUUGUCACGAAGAAACUGCAAGGGUAUACGUGGACUCGGGAUGGUCGGUUACACCUCACGCUUCAUUUCAAUGAAGCGUUCUAUCCGUUGGAGGCUGUGGAGGGAUUCCUGGAGGAGUGGAGUGCCCUUCUUGUCAAGGAAUUCGUUCGUCAAUGAGUAUUACGGUCAAAACAUAAGAAUAAUACUGCUACAUGUGGGUAUUUUGACCGCUCUGCCAAGUUUUGAGGCUCUCUAGGUGUAUGUUAGCACAUGAUCUUCUAGCAGAAAGAGGAAUUGAUAUGCGAUAGAGCCUCCUAUACGGAGUUACUCCGUAACAAGUGAAAGAUACCCACGAGGGGGCUGUGUUAUAAUCUCGAGUCAUGCAUUGCAUUUCUACUGUCCUAACAAAUCAGAUUCAAAUUGAGCGCUGCCGACGUGAAAGCCGACCAAUGAGCGAAGCGAGGUGCGAC
This is a messenger RNA of Aspergillus costaricaensis CBS 115574, 1658 nucleotides long. RefSeq lists its product as uncharacterized. NCBI's taxonomy places the organism in Eukaryota, Fungi, Ascomycota, Eurotiomycetes, Eurotiales, Aspergillaceae. The record is from RefSeq and is a predicted model, not a curated record. The coding region runs from base 1 to 1365 and encodes 454 amino acids. The transcript has a single exon.